Helobdella robusta is the source of this 714-nucleotide messenger RNA. RefSeq lists its product as hypothetical. The transcript is spliced from 2 exons. The record is from RefSeq and is a predicted model, not a curated record. The annotation marks the transcript as partial. Gene Ontology annotation, molecular function: N-acetylgalactosaminide beta-1,3-galactosyltransferase activity. Lineage: Eukaryota; Metazoa; Annelida; Clitellata; Rhynchobdellida; Glossiphoniidae.
CAGAACAUACGUAUCUUGUGCUGGUUCAUGACCGACCCACAAAUCCUCAACAAAUCGAUUCGGGUUCGCGAUACUUGGACUCGAAACUGUCACAUUACUCUCUUCAUGAGUUCCGUUUCGGACCCAAAUUUUCCGAGUGUUGGUCUAAACGUGACACCGGGAAGAAAUCACAUCGCCGCAAAAUCCCGAGCUUCUUGGAUUCACAUAUACCGACACUACCGAGACAAAGCCGAUUACUUUAUGAAAGCCGAUCCUGAUUCUUACGUAUCGAUACCAAACUUAAAACUUUUUCUGGCGAGUCGAGAUCCAGGAAAUCCUGAAUUUUACGGACAUGCGCUCUACUAUGGAAGAAUGGGAUGGAUGGGAAAUUUCAGCGGAUUUUAUUCUGCCGGACAGAGCGUUGUCCUAACUCGGGAAUCGUUGGUGAGGUUGGCCGGUGGAGUUGGAGGUGUCAACGAGAAGUUCUUCUUUGACGGUCAAGCCGAGGACUUGAAAACAGCGAUCUGCCUGUCGAACAAAGGAAGUGACAUCAUCGACACACGUGAUCGAUUGGGGCGGGAAACUUUCAUGCCCGCCAUUGGCCUGUCAAGUUUGUUGGCGGGAAACAUACCGCAGUGGUACUCCGGACCUUAUAGGCAGUACCUCGGAUAUUGUAAGGUAUUUAUAAGUGCUGUGAUGACAACAACAACAACAAUAAUAAUAAUAAUAAUAUGA